Molecule: messenger RNA, 588 nt
Organism: Saxophila tyrrhenica
Lineage: Eukaryota; Fungi; Ascomycota; Dothideomycetes; Mycosphaerellales; Extremaceae
Gene: HAP3
Product: transcriptional activator hap3
Exons: 4
Coding region: 1-588 (195 amino acids)
Biological process (GO): regulation of transcription by RNA polymerase II
Cellular component (GO): nucleus; CCAAT-binding factor complex
Molecular function (GO): RNA polymerase II cis-regulatory region sequence-specific DNA binding; protein heterodimerization activity; DNA-binding transcription activator activity, RNA polymerase II-specific
Source: RefSeq, a predicted model, not a curated record
AUGGCGUCGCCUGCUCAAUCAUCGCACGAGCCAGAGGACCUCGAAGCGGCCGUUCCGAGCCCAGAGGACAAUGAGCAAACCCAGCCAGGAGGCGACGCGACCACAAUGAGUCGCGACGAUCCAGCGUACGAUUUCGAGGUCAAAGAACAGGACCGAUGGUUACCCAUUGCCAAUGUCGCCCGCAUCAUGAAGAUGGCUCUCCCCGACAACGCGAAGAUUGCCAAGGAGGCAAAGGAGUGCAUGCAGGAGUGCGUCAGCGAGUUCAUCUCCUUCAUCACGAGUGAGGCCUCAGAGAAGUGCCAGCAGGAGAAGCGUAAAACGGUCAACGGCGAGGAUAUCCUGUUCGCCAUGACUUCGCUUGGGUUUGAGAACUAUGGAGAGGCGCUGAAGAUCUACCUCGCUAGGUACAGAGAGAAUCUCGUCGCCAGGGGCGAGCAACGGCCAGGCGGCGCAAGCACCGGCGGAAACGCAGCCAACCCUUCCGGGUACGACAGCGGGAUUAACAAUCCGCUUGCUCACGCCAUGGAUCCCUCUGUUGGAGGCACUGCCGACUUCGCCUACACCUACGAACCGCCGGGAGAUCACUAA